Messenger RNA from Sus scrofa (pig), 1842 nucleotides. It is a transcript of the gene GPR50, whose product is annotated as G protein-coupled receptor 50. The record is from RefSeq and is a predicted model, not a curated record. Gene Ontology annotation, biological process: G protein-coupled receptor signaling pathway. Gene Ontology annotation, molecular function: melatonin receptor activity. Gene Ontology annotation, cellular component: plasma membrane. NCBI's taxonomy places the organism in Eukaryota, Metazoa, Chordata, Mammalia, Artiodactyla, Suidae.
AUGGGGCCAACCCUAGCGGUUCCCACCCCAUACGGCUGUAUUGGCUGUAAACUACCGCAGCCAGACUACCCACCGGCUCUGAUCGUCUUUAUGUUCUGCGCAAUGGUCAUCACCAUCGUCGUAGACCUGAUCGGCAACUCCAUGGUCAUUUUGGCUGUGUCAAAGAACAAGAAGCUCCGAAAUUCUGGCAACAUCUUCGUGGUUAGCCUUUCUGUGGCCGACGUGCUGGUGGCCGUCUACCCCUACCCUCUGAUGCUGCAUGCCAUGGCAGUUGGGGGCUGGGAUCUGAGCCAGUUACAGUGCCAGAUGGUUGGAUUCAUCACGGGGCUGAGUGUGGUCGGUUCGAUCUUCAACAUUGUGGCAAUCGCCAUCAACCGUUACUGCUACAUCUGCCACAGCCUCCAGUACGAGCGGAUCUUCAGCGUGCGCAACACCUGCAUCUACCUGGCCGUCACCUGGACCAUGACCGUCAUGGCUGUCCUGCCCAACAUGUACAUUGGCACCAUCGAGUAUGACCCUCGCACCUACACCUGCAUCUUCAACUACCUGAACAACCCCAUCUUCGCUGUGACCAUCGUCUGCAUCCACUUUGUCCUCCCCCUGGUCGUCGUGGGCUUCUGCUACGUGAGGAUCUGGACCAAAGUGCUGGCAGCCCGUGACCCGGCUGGGCAGAAUCCUGACAACCAGCUUGCUGAGGUUCGCAAUUUUCUAACCAUGUUUGUGAUCUUCCUCCUCUUUGCAGUGUGCUGGUGCCCUAUCAACGUGCUCACGGUCUUGGUGGCUGUCAGUCCGAAGGAGAUGGCAGGCAAGAUCCCCAACUGGCUUUAUCUUGCAGCGUACUUCAUAGCCUACUUCAACAGCUGCCUCAACGCUGUGAUCUACGGGCUCCUCAAUGAGAAUUUCCGAAGAGAAUACUGGACCAUCUUCCAUGCUAUGCGGCAUCCUAUCCUGUUCAUCUCUGGCCUCAUCACUGACGCUCGUGAAAUGAGGGAGGCCCGUGCCCUCGCCCGUGCCCGUGCCCGUGCCCGUGACCGAGCCCGCCAGCAAGCCCGCGAGCAAGACCGUGCCCGUGUGGAAGAAGUGCCAAUGAGCGUCCGGAAUGUUCCGCUACCUGGCGAUGCUGCAGCUGGCCAACCUGAGCUCGCCUCUGGCCACCCCAAGCCGGCCUCCAGCCACUCCAGGUCUGCCUCUGCCCAUCGCAAAUCUGCCUCUGGUCACCACAAGUCUGUCUUUAGCCACUCCAAGCCUGCCUCUGGCCACUCUAAGCCUGCCUCUGGCCCCUCCAAGCCUGCCUCUGGUCACCCCAAGUCUGCCACUGUCUACCCUAAGCCUGCCUCUGUCCAUUUCAAGCCUGCCUCUGUCCAUUUCAAGGCUGACUCUGUCCAUUUCAAGUCUUCUUCCAGCCACCCCAAGUCUGUCACUGGCCACCACAUCCCUUCUGGCAGCCACUCCAAGACUGCCUUCAGCCCUGACACCAGCCGCCCUAAGCCCACCUCUGGCCCCACCAAGCCUGCUCCCACCCACCCCGAGCCCACCACUGCUGACUUUCCUGAGCCUGUUGCCACCAGCCACCCGGAGCCUACCAUCUCCAGCCAGCCCGAGCUCGCUGCCUCCUGCCACCCCGAGACCACUGCCCCUGGCCACCUAGAGUGUGACGUAACUGGCCUCCCUGAGCCUGCCUCCAGCCCUUCCACGGAGUCCUCCGAGUCUGCUGCCAGCUCCCCGGAGCCUGCCACUGCUGCUGCCCCCGUUGAUCCCAUUGAGGGCACCACUGCCUCCAGUGAUUACCAUGAAAUCGAGGUUCUUGAUGUCGAAGCUGAUUCUGAUGAGAUGGCUCUGUAA